Metarhizium robertsii ARSEF 23 is the source of this 1488-nucleotide messenger RNA. RefSeq names its product xaa-pro dipeptidase app. Lineage: Eukaryota; Fungi; Ascomycota; Sordariomycetes; Hypocreales; Clavicipitaceae. Bases 1 to 1488 code for a protein of 495 amino acids. Gene Ontology annotation, molecular function: manganese ion binding; metalloaminopeptidase activity. The record is from RefSeq and is a predicted model, not a curated record. The transcript is spliced from 2 exons. Gene Ontology annotation, cellular component: mitochondrion.
AUGAAGUUGCCGCUGCUAUCAUUCCGGAGCUCCCUAUCUCCGCGCAACGCCUUGUCCACACGGGCUCCACGGCUGGCAAAGAGCGGCACAAUAAACAGCUUGUCGAUACGAGCGGCAUUUGCAGAAAAUCGGCAAAUCAUCAGAUCCUACAGCGCCGUUGCUGUAUCUGCUGCCGACCUGAAGUUUGGUCAGCCCGUCUACGAGACCCAUCCUCACAUUCUUAAAGCCGGUGAACCCCAAGAAUAUGCCGACCGAAGGGCAGCGCUUGCCGACUCCAUGUCGGAGGGAGGUGUGGCAGUACUUCACGCUGCCUCCCUUCAAUACAAAUCAGGCGCCGUUUUCCAUCCUUACCGGCAGGAGUCGAACUUUCUCUGGCUAACGGGAUGGAACGAGGACGACGCUGUUGCCGUCAUUGAAAAGACGGGUCCCGGUUGGGGUGAAUACAGCUUUCACAUGUUUGUCAAGCGUAAAGAUCCCAAGGAGGAGCAAUGGAACGGCUACCGGAACGGUAUCGAAGCUGCGAAAGACGUUUUCAAUGCGGAUGAAGCCCACUCCAUAGAUGGUGUAGACAGCCUCUUGCCAGAUAUACUUCGGUCUGCUAAGCUGGUAUAUGCCGACGUUCAACCCGUGCGGGACACGAGUAAAAAUUCGCUCUGGCGAUUUUUUUCUAGUAAAGACUCGACGCACCCCGCAAGGACGCCAUUAUAUCCCGUGAUGAACAAGCUACGCGUCAUCAAGAGCGCAGCCGAAGUAGCCAAUAUGCGCAAGGCAGGUCAGAUCUCUGGGCGAGCAAUUACCGAGGCCAUGAAACAUGGCUGGGCGAAGGAAAAAGAUCUCCAUGCUUUCCUAGACUACCAGUUCAUCGUCAACGGCUGCGACGGCCCAGCGUAUAUUCCCGUUAUAGCAGGCGGCGAACGCGCCAAUUGCAUUCACUACACUGUGAAUAACAAUACAUUCAAAGACGGCGAGUUCAUACUUGUCGAUGCCGGUGGUGAGUAUGGUACCUACAUCACGGAUAUCUCGCGGACGUGGCCUGUAUCAGGAAAAUUUAGCGCAGCGCAGCGCGAUCUUUACGAGGCCGUCCUCAAGGUCCAGCGCACCAGUGUCUCAUUGUGCCGCGAAAGCGCCAGGUUAUCGCUCGAGGAUAUUCACGGCAUCACUGCACGCGGUCUCGUCGAUCAACUCAGGAGCAUCGGGUUCAAUGUGUCCAUGAGCAAUAUCGACCAACUUUUCCCCCACCACGUCGGCCACUAUAUCGGUCUCGACGUCCAUGACUGCCCUGGGUACAGCCGGCGAGAGACCCUCAAACGCGGCCACUGUGUCACGAUCGAGCCGGGUGUUUAUGUGCCGCACGACGAGAGAUGGCCGAAACACUUCCAUGGCAUGGGAAUUCGCAUCGAGGAUAGUAUAUGCGUUGACGACGACUCACCAUUUAUUCUGACGACGGAGGCUGUCAAAGAGGUGGAUGAUAUUGAGGCGCUGAGAUGA